Messenger RNA from Dovyalis caffra, 495 nucleotides. NCBI's taxonomy places the organism in Eukaryota, Viridiplantae, Streptophyta, Magnoliopsida, Malpighiales, Salicaceae. The record is from the annotation of a GenBank genome assembly.
AUGGAUGCAGGAACUAUGAAUUCUUCUUCAAGCUUGAAAGCACAAUCUCCAUUCCCACUUCAGGAACUGUUUCUUCUUAGAAGGAAUUCUAAAGAAAAUUUGGAUAGAUUUAGACCGAACCGGUCGGCCAUGGACAUGGAUUAUGCCCAUUACAUGCUAACAGAAGGAAGAAAAAGGAAGGGAAAAGACAACGCAACGGCUGCUAUGAUGUCACCAUCAAGAGAGGCCUACAGGGAGAGACUUGCGGAAGCCUUGAACAUUAACCGCACUCGAAUUCUAGCCUUUAAGAACAAGCCUCCUGCACCGGUUGGAUUGAUCCCUCGACACCACCUUUUCUCGCCUGUCAAACCCACCAAGCCUCACAGAUGCAUUCCUCAGACUUCGGAGAGGACAUUGGAGGCACCUGAUAUUGCGGAUGAUUUCUACCUUAACUUACUGGAUUGGGGCAGCAGCAAUGUUGUAGCUAUAGCUCUUGAAAACACAGUUUAUUUGUAG